Messenger RNA from Dinoponera quadriceps, 1674 nucleotides. RefSeq names its product lipid storage droplets surface-binding protein 2 (gene Lsd-2). Gene Ontology annotation, biological process: positive regulation of triglyceride storage; lipid storage. Lineage: Eukaryota; Metazoa; Arthropoda; Insecta; Hymenoptera; Formicidae. Bases 114 to 962 code for a protein of 282 amino acids. The record is from RefSeq and is a predicted model, not a curated record. Gene Ontology annotation, cellular component: lipid droplet; cytosol. The transcript has 4 exons.
CUUCUCACACAGAUGUAACGUCAGUUCUAUCCGGUGUCUCGUGUGAAUCGGCUGUAUAACCGACGAUUUAGUUACCGACGAAUUUCCUUCAGCGAGGUUAUCAAGAACAAAGAAUGACGGAUGCAAGCAAGACCUCGUCAAACUCCGAGAGCGCUCCUCGCCUCGAGGUGAUCGAUCGGGUGAAGAAUAUCCCGGUGGUCCAUUCGGCCAUCGAGAAGACAGGCUCCACCUAUUCCUACGUUAAAGAUUCCCAUCAUUUGGUCAACUGGGCGCUGAGCUACGCCGAAGCGGGAUUACAUUAUGCGACCGCCACUGCGACACCACUCGCAGCUCCUCUGGCGAAGAAAUUCGAAGGACCGAUCAGUGCCGUUGAUCAGAAGCUGUGCCAAGGGCUGGACAUCGUCGAACAAAAGGUCCCGAUCGUGAAGCAACCGCCACAGCAGAUAUAUGACGCCGCUAAAGCGGUUAUGAGCAGCUCUUUGCAGCCAACCAUCGACAAACUCAACGCGAGGAGGCAGUCAGUCUCGCAACAGCUAGAUACCCUGAAGGAGGUCGCUGUAGUUAAGGCGAACGAGCUUCUGAACACACCAUGCGGUAACAAGGCUGUGGAAGGUGUUGACAACACUAGUGUGCUCGUCAAUCGUUUAUUGGACCGUUAUUUCCCACCAGUGGAGGGAGAGGAAAGUGAUGAGCCAAGUCCAGUCUCGGCGGAAGAAAACAAGGUCCUUCACGCGGUACAGACUAUUGGUCAUCUAUCGAAGAAAACUGCUAAUCGCGUAUAUCACUCAGUUGCUGCGCAACUGAAGACAGUAAAGAAAGAAGAUGUGCAAACGUACAUAUCUAGCGUUGUGUCUAUCCUCCAUCUCACGCACUUCUUGAAUAACGGACAGAAGCCGGAGGACGAGACGAAAGAGCAGCAGUCAGGCGGCCAAACGGAUAAUAAAGAGGGGAAGAAUAAAUGAGCCUAGUACUUCGUACGUUUCACGUGACGUGUGCUCGUACAAUUUAAUUAAUUCAUUCGUCUCUAAUUUUUAGGUGUUUCAAACGUUUGCAGAAACGUGAGAGAUAAAAUUCCAUAAUGUAUAUUUUAUUCGUGCAAUUUUUGAAUAUAUUAGUUACAUUUAUUGAGAAGAUUAUUAAUACUUGUUUUAAUAAGAGAAUGCUACUACAAAUAUAAAAUAUUCCAAUGCGAAAAUUUUCAUAGAACGCUAUUGAAACCUCAUAACAAAUACAUCGAUCUGUCGCUUUGUGAAUACUAACGUUUCUUCUGGAUUUACGUUUAAUCCGCAUUGUACCCACCACAUGUCAAUUUUUUAAAUCUAAUCUACAAUCGUGAAUUGUAAUAUGUACUAAAACAGGAUCACGUAUGUGCGUUUUCUCGAUAUUUUCUCACGGAUUAAAAAAUUUAUGUUGAUGUAAAUUGCGAGAUCUCGCAUUUCUCUGUGCCUACGAGAAACGAAUGAAAUUUCGUCUCAAUGAUAAAUGUUAGUUAUUAAUUGCACAAUGUACAAAUAUUUUUAAGCACCACGAAGAAUAUCAUUUCAAAGGACUGCUAUCAAAAUUUGAACGUAGAUAUAUAUAUAAAUAUUUUGUAAAGUAUUCUGAUGUAUAAUACGCACUCUCUAUAUAGAGUCUAUAUACACUUUAUAAAAUAUAAUAGUGUCGCAAACGUUA